Messenger RNA from Cottoperca gobio, 1763 nucleotides. Its product is annotated as interferon-induced protein with tetratricopeptide repeats 1B-like. Lineage: Eukaryota; Metazoa; Chordata; Actinopteri; Perciformes; Bovichtidae. The coding region runs from base 184 to 1482 and encodes 432 amino acids. The record is from RefSeq and is a predicted model, not a curated record. Gene Ontology annotation, cellular component: cytosol. The transcript has 3 exons. Gene Ontology annotation, biological process: defense response to virus. Gene Ontology annotation, molecular function: protein binding.
ACAUUCACUUCAACUUUGCAGUCAACAUUUAAAGCUGCAUGCUCAACAACAUCUCAUAAUUUACAGCAAAGCAGGAGUUGGACAUCACUGACUUUUUUCCAGCGAACCCAAAGCAGCAUCAAGAGCUAAAUCCAGCUGAACUAAGUAAUAUUUAGAGAACUGCUGAGUCGAGGAAACAGCUGAAUGAUGAGUGCUGCUCAGAGUCAAACAACACUGGUGUCCAAACUGCAGGGCCUGCAGUGCCACUUCACCUGGGAUCUGGACACCAGCAGGGCCAAACUUUUACGUUUAAGGGAAAGGUUUGAGGAUUUUGGCACCGAGGACGGACACAGCUGGCUGGGUCACAUUUACAACCUGCGGGGGUUCAUUGAAUACAAGCUGGGGUUCACUGAAGAAGCCCAGAGUUUCUUCAACAAGGCUACAGAGGCCUUCUGCCAGAUAAGAAAUGCAGAUGAGGGUCCCUGGUUAGUGGUGAACUAUGGGAACCUGGCUUGGCUGCACCACCACCUAGGAGACCCAGCAGAGAGUGAGGCUUACCUGACAAAGGUUGACGCCCUGAUGAAUGAAUAUCCAUCUCCAUCCCAGGACAAGCUCCACCCAGAGAUCUGCGCUGAAAAAGCCUGGACUUUCAUGAGGUUUAGCACAGAUAAAAUGUCGCUGGCUCUAGAUUACUUCCUGAAGGCCAUCGAGAUGCAGCCGGACAUGGUGGAGUGGAACACCUGCCAUAUCUUAGGGUUAAUGUUUGCUUCAGAGCACAGCAGCACAGCAGUGGGGGCUGACAUCUUGGAGAAAAUGAGAAUCGCCAAAGAAAAGGAUCCAGAGAACUUGUACCUCGCAGUUCACUACCUCGACCAAUGUGCUAAGAAAGGAGAAAAAAUUGAAGAUGAAGCACGUGAGCUAGCCAGGGAGGUUUUGAGAAAUCCUGUCAGCUGCUACGGUGGUAUUAAACCAUUACUUAUUGUUUACAGAAAGUAUUUAUCUGUUGAUGAGGCCAUUGAUUUGGCAGAGGAGGUUCUGAGAAACCAUCCAGAUGAGCGUUAUCUGAAGGGAUGUGCUGCACUCUGCUACAGAUGGAAGAUCUUUGACAGUCUUCCAACACAAAGCCUGAUGGACAGAGCAAUCAGUCUCCAUGAAGAGAUGAUUUCUCUUUACCCUCAUUCCUCACUUAAGAAGAAAAUAGACCUUGCACAUAUAUAUGCAAAGUCAACUAAUGGCCUAGCUAAAGCUGAGCAGAUAUACCAGGAACUGCUAGAAAGGGAUCUUGAACCUGUAGACAAACAGAUGCUUUACUACAACUACGCACAACAUUUAAACUUCCAUGGACAGGAUCGCAACAGGUCACUCGGAUAUCACAUGCAGGUGGCAGAGAUACAGCAACAAUCCUUCUUUCGUCAGAAAAGCAUCAAAGUUCUGGUGAACAUUAGAGACAGAGGCGGGGGCAGAAUGUGUAAUAAUAAAACUUGGAUUUGUAAUGCAGCUUAAUUUGUUCUAUCACCUGAAUUACAGCCAAAUGCAACUGAUUGUUUUCAUGUAUGUAAGCUGUGUCUCAGUUGUACACUCUAUAAAUACUAUGAAAUAUACAUUACUAAGACAUUCUGUUGGACGUCAACCAAACUACAACUUUUAAAGCUACUGCCAACAUUAUAUUUGAAAACCUUUAGAGAAGCAAAACAUUAGUUAAUUCAUCGUUUUCCAAAAACUAAAAUCACAGUAACACUGAAUUUUAUGUUUGAGAUUUCAGAAUAAUUCCUUGGAAAUAAUAA